Messenger RNA from Plasmodium relictum, 6171 nucleotides. Its product is annotated as acid phosphatase, putative. Gene Ontology annotation, biological process: inositol metabolic process; inositol phosphate biosynthetic process. Lineage: Eukaryota; Apicomplexa; Aconoidasida; Haemosporida; Plasmodiidae. Gene Ontology annotation, molecular function: diphosphoinositol pentakisphosphate kinase activity; 5-diphosphoinositol pentakisphosphate 1-kinase activity; inositol hexakisphosphate kinase activity. The coding region runs from base 1 to 6171 and encodes 2056 amino acids. The transcript has a single exon. The record is from RefSeq and is a predicted model, not a curated record.
AUGAAGUUUCGUAAGCAUAAAGGUUCAUUAGAUGAAGAAAAAUUGUUUGAGAAUAUAUCAAAAGAUGAUUGUGGAAUGAUAAAAAAAUUUACUUUGGGAGUAUGUGCUAUGGAAAGCAAAGUGGAAAGUGCACCAAUGGAAUGUAUACUAAAAAGAUUGGCAAAGAGUGGAGACUUUAAUAUAAUAAAAUUUAAAGAAGAUAUGAUAUUAAAUCAAGAUAUUGACUCUUGGCCAAUAGUUGAUUGUUUAAUAGCAUUUUAUUCUACUGGAUUUCCUUUAAAAAAAGCAAUUGAAUACGUAAAAAAAUACAAACCAAUAACAUUGAAUAAUUUAGAGAAACAAUUAAUAUUACGUUCAAGAUUACAAAUAUAUGAACAACUAAAGAAAUGGAGAGUCCCUCAUGCUAAUUAUGUGGUAGUAGACCAUGACACAGUAAAAAAAGGAGAACAUGUAUUUGAAGAAUAUUAUGAUUAUAUAGUUUAUGAUAAUAUACGCUUAAAUAAACCAUUUAUAGAAAAGCCAAUAAAUGCAGAUAAUCACAAUAAUUGGAUAUAUUAUCCAAAAAAUACAGGAGGUGGUUGUAAGAAAUUGUUUCGAAAAAUAAAAGAUAGAAGCAGCGAAUAUUGCCCAGAUAUACAUAAAGUAAGAAAUAAUGGUACAUACAUAUACGAAGAAUUUAUGUCUACAUUUGGUACAGAUAUAAAAGUAUAUACUGUUGGUCAAAUGUUUGCUCAUGCUGAAGCAAGAAAGGCUCCAUCAUUAGAUGGAAAGGUGUGUAGAACGUCUGAUGGUAAGGAAGUUCGAUAUGCUGUUAUUUUAUCAGAAGCUGAAAAAAUCAUUGCAUAUAGAAUAGUUGAAGCUUUCCAACAAACCGUUUGUGGAUUUGAUAUAUUAAGAACAACUAUGGGGCCAUUUGUUUGUGAUGUAAAUGGAUGGUCAUUUGUUAAAGGCAAUGUGAAAUAUUAUAAUGAUUGUGCUCAUAUAUUAAGAGCUAUGUUUUUGGCAAAAUUAGAAGAAAAAUAUAAUAUUAUUCCGAGAGAUCUUGCUGAUAAUUGGUAUAAUAUUGAAAAUGAAGAAGAAGUAUUAAGAAAAACCUUUAGACAACCAGAUGAUUUGCAUUGUUCUCAUCAUGAAGAAUUAUGCUCAGUUAUUAUUGUUAUGCGACAUGGAGAUAGAAAACCAAAACAAAAAAUGAAAUUCAUCACAGAUAAACCUUUACUAUUGGACUAUUUUAACUGUGAAGAAAAUUUAUAUAAUGUUAUUGAAAACAGAUCUUCCAUCGAUGAUAAUAUAAAAAUAAAUCAUGAAUUAGAUAGUAAUAUUGUAUCAGUAAAUAACAUUAAGUACAAUAAAAUGGAUUCUUCUUUAUUCACAAAUGAUACUUUAACUAAGAUAAACUCAAAACAAAAUAAGAAUACUUCUAAUUCUCAAAAAAAUGUACCCAAUAAUAAUGAUAUGACAAAAAUGAAUGAAAUUAAUAAUGAUAAAAUAACUCAAGAAGACAAAAGUAGUAAUGAUUGUGAAAAUGAAAAAAAAAAUAAUAAUGAUAAUAAUAUAAGUGAAAAAAAUAACUCUAAAAUAGAAACUUCUAAUGAAAAUGAUACUAAAAAAUUGAAUAAUAAAGAUUCCCCACACAAUAAGGCAUUGAAGGAUAAUACUACUACCCAAUCAGAAGAAAUAAAAAAAAAUAACUUAUAUAAAGCAUAUAUGAAAAAAGAAAUAAAGUUUAAGUCUCCAGAAGAAUUACAAGAUUUGUUUUUAAUAAACAAUAUUAUAUUAAAUGAUAUUGAAAAAGAAUACAAAGCUAUAAAAGAAAAAAUUUUUAAAAUUCAAGAAAAAGAAAUGGAAGAAAAAACAAAAAAAGAAAAGAGAAAAGAAAAUGAUGAUGUAUGUGAAAUGAUUACUUUAAAAGAAGAAAACAUAAAUGAUAAAGAAUUAGCAGAUCGUUCUAAUAUAGGUACUAUGACGAAAGAAGAGUUAGAAACAAAAAGAAAUGAAUAUGAAAUAAUGAUUGAAAAUCAUAAAACUUUACAAAAAAUUCUUGAAAGGGGUGACGGAUUUACUGGUAUAAAUAGGAAAAUUCAAUUAAAACCACUUGAUUUAGUUAUUGUAAAUGAUAAAGUUAUUGUUACUAAAAUUCUUGUUGUAGCUAAAUGGGGAGGAGAACUAACAAGAAUGGGUAGAAGACAAUCAGAAAAUUUAGGAAAAAGGUUUAGAGCCACAUUAUAUCCUGGUGACUCAGAUGGACUAUUAAGAUUACACUCAACUUUCAGACAUGAUUUUAAAAUAUUUACUUCUGAUGAAGGAAGAUGCCAAAUAACUUCUGCUGCAUUUACAAAAGGAUUUUUAGAUUUGGACGGAGAAUUAACUCCUAUUUUAGUUGCUAUGGUCAUUAGAAAUUCUAAAGCUCAUAGUCUGUUAGAUGAUAAUAGACCAAAUUUCGAAAGAAUACAAUGUAAAGAAUUUAUUGAUAAUGUAUUAAAUGAAAAUAAAGAUAUUGAUGAUGAUUUACUAAAAAAAUUAGCAUCAGGAAAACAUUCAAGAGGAUUUCGAGAAUCUUUAAAGAAAAUUUCUAAUUUUUACGAAUUAAUGGAAAAAAUACGAAAUACUAUUUAUGAAUUUUUAAAAAGUUUGAAUCAAGAAGUACAAAAAUGGUUAAAUUUAUUUCCUUAUGAUGAGUAUGCCUUAUAUGUAAUUGACAUCUUACAUGAAAUUCAAGUCAGAUGGAAAUCUUUAACAAAAAUGUGGUUCAAAAAAAAUAAAAAUAAAUAUGAUACCUCAAAAAUUCCUGACAUUGUUGAUAAUGUAAGAUUUGAUUUAAUUCAUCAUCAUUCUUAUUUAGGUAGUGGUUUAGAUAAAGCUUUUGAAAUUUAUAAUCUAAUUGAACCGUUAGCAAAUUACAUUUCACAGGCUGAAUAUGGAAUAACUUCAGAAGAAAAGGUGAAAAUAGGCGUUAAUAUUGUCGGCAAAUUAUUAAGAAAAUUAAUACAUGAUGUCACUUUUUACAGAGAUGAAGAAGAAAGAAAUAAAAAAAAUAAUAAAGGUAAUAAUGUUUUUAAAAAUGCUUUCCAUAUUUCUUAUAUGAACCCUUUUAAUUUUUCAAAAAAUGAUGAACUAAAAAAAGAAAAAAAUGAAGAGGAAAAAGACUCAUUUAAAAACUUUAAUAUGUGUAAAUAUGACUCUAAAAGAAAAUUUUUAGAUAAUUUUUUAUUCAAAAAAGAAAACAAUAAAAUAGAAAAAGAAAACUAUGAAAAUGAAAAUAAAAAUACAAGGAAGCUUAAUUCAGAAAAAAGUGUUUCUAAUAGCACAAAUAAUGAUACAGCAAGUAAUUUAAAUAAUAAUAAAACUGAGAUCAAUUCUUUAAAUAAUAUGAGUAAUGGUAAUAAUAAUCCGAAUGAUCAAAAUGUUUUGAAAAAUGUUGAUUCAGAUAUAAAUGAAUCUAAGGAAAAAAUAAUUAAUAAUUUACAUUCUGAAAAAAGACACUAUAUUGAAAAUAGUUGUUAUAAAAAUACAGUUAAAAUACAGAGUGAUAAAAUUAAUAUAGAUAAAGAAAUUUCAGAAGAAACAAAUAUUUCAUCGGGAAUGAAGGAUAUAAAUUCAUCGAUUUCAGAAGAGAAAAAAAAAGAAAGAACAGAAAAAAGUUGUUUGUUAGAAGAAAAACAAGAAUUAGAAGCAAAAAUAAUGAAAAAUACAGAAGAAUACAUCUCCAAAAAUAAUACAGAUGAAAUAGAAAAAAACAUAUUCGAUUGUGAUUUAGUAAAUGCCAAAUGCUUAGAAAAAAGAAAUGAAACAAAUUCUGAACAAAGUUAUACAAAAAGUAUAGCAAAUAAAACAAAUAACAUGAACAAUAAUAAUAAUAAUAAUAAUAAUAAUAAUAGUACCCCUCUAAAUCUUUUAGACGCAAAUUUAAAUGAAAAUACAAAUGAUUUAAAUAAUUAUAAAAGUAGUGUAACAUAUAAUACAAAUGUAAAAGAUUUAUACACACCAAAGUUAAUUAACAAAAAAGAAGCUCUUGUUAUUAAUUCUUCCGAUUUAUGGGCACAUCAAAAUAAGUAUAGAAAAGAAAAUAAUGAAAAACAGAAAAUGAAGAAAAUGAAAAGUACUAAAGAAAAUGAAUUUAAUGAAAAAAAAGAGGGAAACAAUGAGAAUAAUGCAGAACAAAAAUUCUCAGAGAAGACAACGAAGCAGGAUGAUGACAUUAUAAAGGAAAUAAAAGAAAAAAAAAAAACAGAUAAAGAUAUAGAAGAAGAAAGAGAGAAAGGAAAUGAAAAUGAAAAUGAUAAUGAAAAUGAGGAUGGAAAUGAAAAUGAAAAUGAAAAUGAACAAGAAAAAGAAGAAGAAGAUGAAGGUGAAGAAGAACAAGAGCAUGAUGAUGAUGAAGAUAUAAUAAGAUUAAAAGAAACAGAUGCUCGCAGAUUAGGUAUAAGAUCUCCAUGGAGAAUGGUAAGAUCACGAUAUUACGUUACAUCUGCUUCUCACAUGAUUUCAUUGUUAAAUAUCCUAAUCCAUGCAAAGAAUACAGAUAAUUCAAUUAAUCAAAAUAUUAUUGAUAAUGAUUCAAUUAAAAGUAUGGGAGAUGUUACAGAUUUACACUAUUUAUCUCAUCUAGUUUUUAGAGUAUGGGAGAGAAAACAAUUAAAAAGAAAUGAUAAUAACCGAUUCCGUAUUGAAAUUUUAUUUAGUUCAGGUGCAAAAGAUGGAUUUGGUCAAAAUUAUGAACUUUUAGAAAAAGAUGCAAAAGCUCAGCAGCAAAAAUAUGAGAGGCAUUUUAAUAAAUAUUUCGAUGAUAAUAAAAAAGUGACUGGAGCAAAAAAUGAUACUCCAGAAAAUGAAAAUAAAAUAAAUGUUAAAUCACAUACUACAAAUUCGCAAAAUGAACUAAAUAAAAAAAGUGAAUUAGAAGAACAAAAAAAUGUAAAGAAUGAUACAAUUUAUGAAAGUAAUAUAAAUAAUGAGGAUAAUUUAAAAAUAGAAAAUAAAAUUGGAUACGAAUCAAACAUCAAUAAUGAAAACAAAAAUUUAAAUAAAUAUAUGUAUAAAGAUAUUAAUUUUAAUGCAAAAAAUAAUCAAUUAAAAGAAACAGAAAUGAAAAAUGAAGAUGCACAACACUUAAAAAAUUUCAAUAAAAUAGACAACAGUUAUAAAAACUCCAUUGAUAUUUUAAAUGAAAAUAGUUCAAGUAGUUCUUUUUUAAAUUCAUCAAUAAAUGCCAAGGAACAUACGUUAAAAAAUAAUAUAAGUAGCUUUAAGUAUUCAAAUAGUAUCGACGAGAUUAUUCUUAACUCCAAUAAAAAAAAAAAUAAUUUAAAUUAUGAAAAACUAGAUAUAGAAAAAAAAAAAGGUAUUUUACAUAUGUCGUCAAACAGUUCUUUAAACAGCAAAACUUUUAAUUCUUGCAACGAUUUUAAAAGGGAAAAAGAAGAAAAAAAAAUUAAUUUAAUUAAUAAAAGAGAAAUGUCAAUAGACAUUGGAAGCAUAAAUGAAAAAAAAAGUACGGAUAAUAACAAUUUAAACAUCUCAGGAGGUUACAUGGUUAGAUCUAUUAGUUCUAAUUUAAGAAAAAAAAACAAACAGAAAGAUAAUUUAAAAUUAGAUUAUGAAAAGAAAGAAAAAGAAGAUAUUACUAAGGAAAAUUUAUUAACUUAUGAAAAUGACUGCAUUAAUUUGGGUUCAGAAGAAAUAUCUCGUAAAUCAUGUAGAAGAAGUUUUUCUUGCUUAAGUGAUAGGUCUUUUUAUAAAACUAAAAAAGAAGAUGAAUUAAAUGAUGAUCAAAAAAGAAAAAAUAAUAUGGAAAAUAGAGUUAAUUUAUUAGAAAACGAAAAAAUGAAAAAUAAAUUCGAAAAUAAUAUGGUGCAUAACAAUAGUGGAAAUAAGAAAGCUAAUGUAUUUUCUCAUGUAUUCCAGCAUUUUAAUGAAAAUAAAAAAAAUUCUACAUCUAAUUUAAAUUUUUUUUAUAAAACAUACAUGCCCGAUUACGAAAAAAUUAUUGAAAAUGAUAAAAAAGUAGAAACAUUUGAUGUUCCUCCAUAUUGUGAAUUAGCACCAUUAAUCGUUUUAACAAAAAAUUGCCAAUUAUCCACUUUUGAAAAUAUACUAACUCAGGUUUUAAAUAAAUAUUCGAAGAGUACAAAAAAUAAAGAGAAAAGCAAAACUGAAAAAAAAGUAAUUUAA